Molecule: messenger RNA, 1039 nt
Organism: Salvia splendens (bonfire salvia)
Lineage: Eukaryota; Viridiplantae; Streptophyta; Magnoliopsida; Lamiales; Lamiaceae
Product: 2-phytyl-1,4-beta-naphthoquinone methyltransferase, chloroplastic
Exons: 7
Coding region: 20-802 (260 amino acids)
Biological process (GO): phylloquinone biosynthetic process
Molecular function (GO): 2-phytyl-1,4-naphthoquinone methyltransferase activity
Source: RefSeq, a predicted model, not a curated record
UUUCGGAAAAAAGGUGAAAAUGGCUACUACACUUCAAUUUGCUCUUCCCUCCAUCGCUGGGCGCCGGCGUCGGCCGGAUUCACGCUCCAUUAUCAGACCGGUCAGGUGCGCAGCUGACCGGCAGGCGCUUUUUAACCGCAUUGCACCUGUUUAUGAUAACUUGAAUGACUUGUUUAGUUUAGGAAGGCAUAGAGUGUGGAAGCGGAUGACUGUUUCCUGGAGCGGAGUGAAAGAAGGAGAUACUGUGUUGGAUGUUUGUUGUGGAAGUGGAGAUUUGGCUUUUCUGUUGUCUGAGAAAGUUGGAAUCAGUGGCAAGGUGAUUGCUCUCGAUUUCUCAAGGGAGCAGUUACAAAUUGCUGCAAGUCGCCAGAGUGAACGAUCAAAGGCCUGUUACAAGAACAUCGAGUGGAUUGAAGGAGACGCAGUCAAUUUACCCUUCUCGAAAUCCUCGUUUGAUGCCGCAACAAUUGGCUAUGGCUUACGAAAUAUUGUAGAUAGGAGAAAAGCUAUGGAGGAGAUGUAUAAAGUUCUGAAACCUGGAUCAAAAGUAUCAAUUCUUGACUUCAACAAAAGCACUAGCUCAUUAAACUCUUCGAUUCAGGAUUGGAUGAUUGACUACAUAGUGGUUCCUAUUGCAAGUGGCUAUGGCCUAGCCAACGAGUACCAUUACUUGAAGAACUCAAUCAAGGAAUAUCUGACGGGAAACGAGUUGGAGAUGCUAGCUGGAGAAGUGGGCUUUUCUGAGGCCAAGUUCUAUGAGAUUGGUGCAGGGUUCAUGGGGAAUUUGGUGGCGACCCGUUAGGAAGGUUCCAUUGCCUGUCUGAUCUUCUCAAACUGAAUCACGUAUUUUACCUGUUGUUUUUAUAGUUGAGUGAUGCUGUAGAUAGGUUAAAAUAUGAUAUAGUAUAUUCAUACAUCAGCCUCCCCACAAGCACAACAUCCUUGGGAAUUUUGUGCCUAUGCAUAAGUUAGUGCUUAAUCUAUACUAAAAUCUGUUUGUAUCACUACAUUGCUGAAUGAAAAUGUCAAAAUUUAUAUA